This is a messenger RNA of Ooceraea biroi (clonal raider ant), 385 nucleotides long. It is a transcript of the gene RpL29, whose product is annotated as ribosomal protein L29. The record is from RefSeq and is a predicted model, not a curated record. NCBI's taxonomy places the organism in Eukaryota, Metazoa, Arthropoda, Insecta, Hymenoptera, Formicidae. Gene Ontology annotation, cellular component: ribosome; cytosolic large ribosomal subunit. Gene Ontology annotation, biological process: cytoplasmic translation. Gene Ontology annotation, molecular function: structural constituent of ribosome.
GAAAUACGUAGCGUGGCGCUGCUGUCGUUGCGCGUUUCAUUGCGUUCAUUCUUCCCGUUUCCGUUUCCGAGACGUUGUGUACGAUUCCUUGAGAUAGGACCAAAUAAAUCCAAAAAAUGGCCAAGUCGAAGAAUCACACGAAUCACAAUCAAAACCGCAAAGCACAUCGUAAUGGCAUUAAGAAGCCCAAGAAGUACAGGCACGAGUCCACGCUUGGUAUGGAUUUGAAAUUCCUGAGGAAUCAACGCUUCGCUAAGAAACAUAACCUCAAACCGAAGGCUCAGCUGAAGAGGGCUGCGCAACGAAAAGCUCUUCGUGAAGCUAAGAAUAAUAAAUAAACUUACUGUGAAUUAAUGAUUUUAUUACAAUAAACCUAAAAACCAUA